Messenger RNA from Cygnus olor (mute swan), 2268 nucleotides. It is a transcript of the gene KLHDC4, whose product is annotated as kelch domain containing 4. The transcript is spliced from 12 exons. Gene Ontology annotation, molecular function: protein binding. Bases 120 to 1868 code for a protein of 582 amino acids. NCBI's taxonomy places the organism in Eukaryota, Metazoa, Chordata, Aves, Anseriformes, Anatidae. The record is from RefSeq and is a predicted model, not a curated record.
GCGGCCUGGAAGCACCGGGCCGAGGCCGGCGGCGCUGCCCGCCCCGCGGUGCACCCAGGGCGGCGAGGGCGGCGCGGCGAGCGCGGUGCGUCCCGCGCGGCCUAGCGCGGCCUGCCGCCAUGGGGAAGAAGGGGAAGCGGGAGAAGAAGGGGAAGGGGGCUGAGAAGACGGCGGCGAAGAUGGAGAGGAAGGUGUCCCGCAGAGCCAGGAAGGAGGAGGAGGAUCUUGAAGCCCUGAUAGCAGAAUUCCAGAGUUUAGAUGCUAAAAAGACCCAAGUAAUUGAGACAGCCUGCCCACCGCCCUCACCCAGGCUGAAUGGCUCCCUGUCUGCUCACCCUGAGAAAGACGAAUUGAUCCUUUUUGGAGGUGAAUAUUUCAAUGGCCAAAAAACGUACCUGUAUAAUGAACUGUAUGUUUACAACAUCCGGAAGAACAGCUGGACUAAAGUAGAGAUCCCCAACCCACCCCCAAGGCGAUGUGCUCACCAGGCAGCGGUGGUGCCCACAGCUGGUGGGCAGCUCUGGGUGUUCGGCGGGGAGUUUGCGUCUCCCAAUGGGGAGCAGUUCUACCACUACAAGGAUCUCUGGGUCCUGCAUCUGGCUACCAAGGCCUGGGAGCAGAUCAAGGCAUCAGGAGGUCCUUCUGGAAGAAGUGGGCAUCGCAUGGUUGCUUGCAAAAGACAGCUGAUCCUCUUUGGAGGUUUCCACGAGAGUGCAAGAGAUUACAUCUAUUAUAAUGAUGUAUAUGCCUUCAACUUGGACUCCUUCACCUGGAGCAAGCUGUCUCCAUCGGGGAUUGGGCCUGCUCCAAGAUCGGGAUGUCAAAUGGCUACCACUCCUGAGGGCAGCGUAAUCAUCUAUGGAGGCUACUCCAAACAGAGAAUUAAGAAAGAUGUUGACAAAGGCACCCUGCAUACAGAUAUGUUCCUGCUGAAGGCUGAAGGCUCAGGCAAGGAGGAAGACAAGUGGGCAUGGAGUCGGCUCAACCCAUCUGGAGUGAAACCCACUCCCAGGUCUGGCUUCUCCGUGGCAGUGGGUCCCAAUAACCGCUCCCUUCUGUUUGGAGGUGUGCAUGAUGAGGAAGAGGAGGAGAGCAUUGAAGGGGACUUCUUCAAUGAUAUUUAUGUCUACGAUAUUGGGAAAAACCGCUGGUUUCCUGGACAGCUAAAGGGACCUAAGUCAGAGAAGAGGAAGCGAAGACGUGGCAGACAAGCGGAGGCAGAGGGAGCUGGAGAUGAAGAGGUGGAGAAGCAAGCUCCGCAAGGCCCAGUGGAGAUCAUCAAAGAAGUGGUGGCAGAAGAUGGGACUGUCAUGACGAUCAAGCAGGUGAUCUCUGGGCCUGCAGGAGAGAAGGAGAGAUCUGAAUCGGAGGAGGAGGAGGAGGAAGAUGGAGCCUUGAGCCCACAAGUAGAGCCAUGCCCACGUUCAAAUGCCAUGCUGGCGGUGAAGCACGGGGUUCUCUAUGUGUAUGGGGGAAUGUUUGAGGUGGGUGAUCGCCAGUUCACCCUCAGUGACCUCUACAGCAUCGACCUGCACAAGAUGGAAGAAUGGAAAGUGCUAGUGGAGAUGGAUCCAAAGGCACAAGAAUGGCUGGAGGAGUCGGAGUCGGAUGAAGAGGAGGAUGAUAUGGAAGGUGCAGAAGGCGGGGAAGAGGAAGAGGAGAGCUCUGAAGAAGAGAGCGAAGAUGAGGAGGGAGAAGAGCAACACCCAUCUGUUCAGCGUGAUGAGAAGCACGCAGACUAUCUGUCCAGGACGGAGCAGUAUUGGAUUAAACUAGCCCGGAGCAACAUGGGCCCAGAUGCCAAGGAGAAGAAGGUGGUGAAAGUGGCACAUGCCAUGGCAAAGACAUUCUAUGAAGAUUCAGUCUAGAUGAUGUGGAGGCUGUUCUGUGAGUGCAGAAACAUGCUGGGAGCAGUGGUUGGGCCCACUGAAAUCAGCCUGAUGUGGCAGGCAGUCAGUGUAUCCAGAAGGCUCCCUGGAACUCCAUAUGAGUGCCUCUGGGCUGACCUGUCUCAAUAUGCCUCGUUGGUUAACGCUCUCGAUGUGCUGUUAUUCCCUGGAGGUUAUGGGAGGAUCUUGAGGAACAGGAUUGCUGUCCAAGCACUUGUUCUAAGACUGGAGUAUAUAAUACUGUCAUCAUUUGUUCAGAAGUUGUUUGGAGUCUGGGAAGACAAACUGCACAUCACAAUGGUUCUCUAGUCCCAAAUUCCCCACCCUUACUGGGGCCAGAACUUGUCCCCAAGGAUGUCUAUAAUAAACUUCUUUGGUU